This is a messenger RNA of Linnemannia hyalina, 768 nucleotides long. The record is from the annotation of a GenBank genome assembly. NCBI's taxonomy places the organism in Eukaryota, Fungi, Mortierellomycota, Mortierellomycetes, Mortierellales, Mortierellaceae.
AUGACACAAUCCCCAAAUGACGCCGACGUGAUCGCCCCUCACUCAGACAGCCUCUGCCGCCAGUUUAACCAGGACUAUCCAACCACCGUCCUCAACAUAGCCCGGUUCUUUAUCGGUUUCAAGGACCAGUCCAAGCACAUCAUCUCGGCCAGUGUCGUCCAGGUCUGUCAAGACGAUCUCAAGAUUGAUGGAGAGACGCUCAAGGGUGAACGGCUCAUGCUCUCGGUCUCCUUCCCGGACGGCCCGAUGCAGUCGUUGGCCAUGGCCAGGGAGGCGUUUUUGGACUUGGGCAAGAAGGCUGAUCGAGGCCUGCUUCACCAAACUGCCCUUCGUCCCAUCCCAGGCCAGCCUACAGGAUUAAAAGUCUACUGGCCCAAAUGGAGCCCCUUCCUCAUCACCCUCGCCGCAAGUGUCUCCUCCUUCUUUUACAUGUACUUCUUCCCCGACACCAAGAUCCCCCUCCUCCAAUGGACGAUGGAAAAGGUCGGCGGAUACGGCACCGUCCGGUCAUGUGUCCAUUUCGCGGUGUUCUUGCACGCGUUCCAGACGGCGACGGCGAUUCAUCUGAUGAGGAAUGUGUCCGCUUAUCGGUUCUCGUGGAAGCAGAUGGUGGUUUGGUGUGUGUGUGUGCAGUUCCUUGGGAUUGGGUCGAUGUUGAAGUUGUUGCCGAUUGUUUACAAUAGCAAGUUCGUGCAGGACGAGAACUUGAUGAUGGAGAAGAAAGGGGAGGGGUAUUAUCUGGAUGAGGAGGCUGCGUUGGAAGAGUAG